AUGCGGGGUUCUAGAAAAUCUAGAGCUAGACCAAGGCCUAACCUUUUGAAACAAUCCAAAUUGAUCACAAGGAAGUUGCAAGUUGUUUAUAAUGAUCCUGAGGCAACUGACACAUCUGAAGAUGAAUCACAACAUGCAAGAACAACGUCAAAAAGAAGCUUCGUUGAGGUCACUCUUCCUCCUCAUGUAUCUGCAACUUCUUUGGCUUCUCAUAAGAGUUUCUCUAAGAAGUCGAAGAUUGUAUCGAGGAAAAAGGCGUGUCUUUCAACACAACGUCAAAUCAAGAAGAAAGUUAUUCCAACAAUAACUUCUCCAAAAACAAGGAGACAACCUUCAUCCAAAUAUCGAGGCGUUCGUUUGAGGCCAUGGGGAAGAUGGGCUGCUGAGAUUCGUAAUCCUUUAACAAAUGUUAGAAUUUGGUUGGGAACUUACGAUACCGAAGAAGAAGCUUCUCAAGCUUAUGAAUCCGAAAGGCUUCAAAUUGCACUUGAUUCUCAGGCAACAAAACCAAAAAGAUGCUUCAAUAAAGAAUCUUCUGCAACCUCUCCAGUUGUAACAUUGAACAAGAACUCUUCUGCAAAUGAUGAUGAUGCCAAUGCUUUAGUGUCAGAGAAAUGUUCAACUACUAAAGACUCUAAGAACUUGUUCUUACAAACACCGCCUUCUUCCAUGCUUGAGUUGGAUACCUUAACAUCCAAUUUGGUUGAGAAGGUUGAUGUUCCAUCAAACAAUGUAGUCGUUGUUGUAAAUAAAGCGAGUGCAAUGAUGUCUUGUCAACUUCAAGAGCUAGAAAUUCCAAAUCCUAGUGUUUUUAACCUGCAUGAGCCAGUUGUUACUGAGAAUCCAAUUGGGACUGAUCCCAAUCUUGGUUUGGGAUUUGAUUUUGAUCAAUUUAACAUUGAUGAUUUUGGAAAAGAUUUUCAAGAAUUUGGUGGCUGUGGUGACUUAGGUGACUUCGAGGAUAUUCAAAUUCAUGGAUUUGAUGACAAUGGACCUAGUGAGCUUCCUGAUUUUGAUUUUGGUGAUAUUGGUGAUGAUGACGAAUUUGCUGGUUGGAUUGAUGCGCCCUUCCAACACAACAUAUAUUUUCUCUAA
This is a messenger RNA of Medicago truncatula (barrel medic), 1095 nucleotides long. Its product is annotated as ethylene-responsive transcription factor ERF119. The transcript has a single exon. Gene Ontology annotation, biological process: regulation of DNA-templated transcription. The record is from RefSeq and is a predicted model, not a curated record. The coding region runs from base 1 to 1095 and encodes 364 amino acids. Gene Ontology annotation, molecular function: DNA binding; DNA-binding transcription factor activity. NCBI's taxonomy places the organism in Eukaryota, Viridiplantae, Streptophyta, Magnoliopsida, Fabales, Fabaceae.